GGAGGCUACAUGCUAACCCUGGAAUAGGGUCAAGGAAGCAUAGGGUCUUAAGGAGAAGGCAAGUGAAGAUUGAGGCGGAAGCAUGGGAACUGGCAACGAAAGAAUAUAAGGAGCUUUUGAAGGAUAUGUGUGAUCUGUUGAAGAGUUGAUUAGAACGGGGAAGAGUAGGCAGGGUUAUGCUCCGUAUUUUGAUCUGUUGCCAGCUGACAAGAUGUCUGUUAUUGCAAUGCAUCAACUCGCAGCAAUGGUAAUGACAGGUGGGGAACAUGGAUGUGCAAGAGUUGGGACUGCUGCUUGUAUGAUUGGUGAUGCAAUUGAGCAGGAGUCCAAGUUCUUCUGCUGUUCAUAGUUCCAGGGAGGACACUAAAUGCAGAUUAGAAUACACAAUAUCUUGGAGAAAACAAGGAAGAAAAAGGAAAAAGGCUAAUGACAGCAAGAAUGGUGUAGAAGGUGAAUCCCCUGUUGUCAUGAAGGAACAAGAAAACCUAAGAAAAAAGGUUACUGAUUUGAUUAAAAAACAAAAGCUGCCAGCUGUGACGAAGAUUGUGAAGGGGAAGGAUGAUUCAAAACCAUGGAAUGCAGAUGCUAGGGCUAAGGUUGGAAGCCGUCUAAUUGAAUUGCUUGCUGUUACAAACAGCUUAUAUACAGCCUCCCUGUGAUCAGUUAGCUGAUAGUCCAUCUGAACCUCGACCUGCAUUUGUACAUACGUUCCGAACUGUGUCGUAUGAAAAUAAGUAUGGGGUCAUUCUUUAAUUGACUCGAUGAGCUCAAUUUAUCUUUUCUUCCUUGUAAUUGCUUCUAACUGAUGCACAAUGGCCUUUUCUUAAACAGGAAGGGCGCAAAAAAAUAUGGUGUUAUUCAAUGUGACCCAUUAGUCCUCAAAGGCCUAGAGAAAACUGCUAGGCACAUGGUGAUUCCUUAUAUGCCAAUGUUGGUGCCACCACUUAGAUGGAGAGGGUAUGUUAACUUGUUUAUAUUUACAGUU
Molecule: messenger RNA, 985 nt
Organism: Populus trichocarpa (black cottonwood)
Lineage: Eukaryota; Viridiplantae; Streptophyta; Magnoliopsida; Malpighiales; Salicaceae
Product: DNA-directed RNA polymerase 2B, chloroplastic/mitochondrial-like
Exons: 5
Coding region: 309-659 (116 amino acids)
Biological process (GO): mitochondrial transcription
Cellular component (GO): mitochondrial DNA-directed RNA polymerase complex
Molecular function (GO): DNA-directed RNA polymerase activity; DNA binding
Source: RefSeq, a predicted model, not a curated record